This is a messenger RNA of Porites evermanni, 2169 nucleotides long. NCBI's taxonomy places the organism in Eukaryota, Metazoa, Cnidaria, Anthozoa, Scleractinia, Poritidae. The record is from the annotation of a GenBank genome assembly.
AUGCGGUCAAUCUGCCUUCUUUUCCUUCAAGCUGUGUUCAUUGGUUUUGCUCGACACACCAAAGUAACUGCGAAGAGGCAUUGCCCUAAGUUUACUUCUUGUAUUGACAGCUAUGCUGACAUUUAUAAAUCCCUAGCAUCAGAGGAGAACAGUUUCAACAUUGAAUCUGCGCUGUAUCCAGCAAUGACGCCAAAAUCACUUGUCAUCAAAGUAGAGUUCAUCAAACACAAUGAAACAUCGGUGGAAAAUUACACUUGGAGUUUAAACUGUUUAUAUGUUGCUAUUCCCCCUGAAGUCCUCCAACUCUUGUCGCUUGGCUCAGUUCUUGUUACACCACGCACACAAGAGCUGAAAAUCUGCAUCCCCCACUUCUGUAGAAAUAUUUCAUCGACCAAUAUUUCAUCGACCAAGGAGCAGAAAGACCUCAUGAAAGGUGUUCUCUCUGCGGUACGCAGCUGUAUGCCUACUAUUCCGUUUUAGUAAAAUCCAACUAGUGGUCUAUUAUCAAUGCUGCGUUCUGAUUGGUUGAGCUACUACUAGGCUAUAUGUUAUAGCCCACUAGUAGCGAAAAGCGCGGGCUUUUUGGCGGCAAAAAAGGAUUAAGGUCUAGCUUUAAGUAGCUAAAUUUUUUUUAUUCUCGAUAUUUUUGACCAACUGGUUGGAUUUUACUAAAACAAUUAUUCCUCUCUCUCUCCCAUUCGGCCUUCGGCCUCAUGUGCUAUUGACUCAGAGCCCAUUUGGGCUCGAGGAAUAAUUGUUACAUAGCUUACACUAAUUACUGGAGUUACAGAGAAACCGAGAUUAUACAAUUAAAAGAGAAUUAAUCAAAGUCAUAAAGAACCCAUACUCUUACGCGAAAUUCUAACAUUUUAGGACCAACACCACGAGGAAUUAUUGUUGGAGCAAGAAUUUAUAAAAUCCAGUCUAGACUUGUAAAAGUUUUACAAAGGCAGAGAUGUAGAUUUUAUGUCGCACUUCAGAAGUGAGUCAAACAAGUUUUGACACUUUUUUUUUAAUUUAAGAAAAGAGUCGUAUAACUCCCUUAUUACAAAAUGAUAACAAAAUCUAUGAAUCACCUUGUUCAGUCAUUAAAAUGAAAAUAAGGGUGUUUUUUGCAAAGUAUCAGUGUUGCUAGAGAAACCACUAAGGUCUAGACUGACCAUAAAUUGUUCUCCAAUUUUAAACUGGUUGUUGAAUAUUUUAUUGUUGCAUUAACUGGUAAAAAAAAGUUGUAAUAUGUGUUGAUAAUAAAAAGUGUUUGUUCAACUAGUUCGGUCUCUAUCGUAUUAUGCGAAUACUGAUCGCAUUAAACAUAUUUCUUUAUCACAGCUUCAAGAUCUGGCCGUGCGUCCAGGAGUACGGGAUCCAAGACUUAACACAGCAGAGUGCGUUAUAGAGGGACAUGAAACAGACAUAAUGGCUACAGGACCUCGAAGUUCGUACAUAAGAGCAAUUUUAUGGUGUGCAUUUAUUUUUUCUUUCUGGGCUGGUCCUUAUUUAGCGGAAAUUAUUUUGGGUGUGAUAGAACAGAGAUCCCAAAGUCCCCAAAGUGCUAUGGAACUCCGUGAGUCCCAGGCUCCCACUUCCCUGGUCCCGGGAGAAAAUAUUUCGGAGCCCGCCCUGAUAAGGGCAGUAGUUUGCGUAUGUUGUUUAUUGCUUUGUGUAGAACUUAUAAUAUUAGUCUUUAUAUUCAAAUUUUCUGUAUCAGGAAAUGCCCCAAUUGAUGUUUACAUAUAUAUUGGGAUCCUUAUUUUGGAAGGUGUGAUACUAACUUGCCUAAAAAAACGCCUUUCGAAAAGAGUGUUUAUAUUAACAUUUUGUUUAAUCUUUACAUCUCAUCAUUUUUGUUGGCUGGUGAUCGGCAUUAUGAUUAAUCCAGUGUGGGGACUAACGGUUUUACUCCUAGCUUGCUUUUCUGUCGUCUUGUUAACUUUCCUACUCUGCCAGAUUUUUGAGGGAGGCAAUUUCAAAUGCAGUCCAGGCGACAUCAUGCAAAUCAUUGUAUGUGGUAUUACCUUUUGCGGUGGUUUCUCGCUUGUUGCGUCAGCAGUUUUAGCGGGACAGUCGUUUUAUGGAAGGGGGACUGCGGACGAGCUGGUGAAAACCGUACUGUUGUCUGUUAUCAGCGUUGGUACUUCACUGUUGUCUUGGCUGAGUAAAAACCAUUAG